GACUGCAAAAUAUUUGAUCACAUGAUCACAAGAUGGAGGACGUACCGCCGGUAUCAGAUAUUCCACAACAAAAACAGAAGAGGUAUGAUGAUAUCAAAAAUACAUUUCUUAAGAAGUAUGGAAACCCACCGGAGUUUUUCGCAAGAGCAUCGGGCAGAGUGAAUAUCAUAGGGGAACAUAUCGACUACUGUGGCUAUUCUGUGUUGCCAAUGGCGAUAGAACAGGACAUCAUUAUCGCUGUGUCACAUAGUAGCACAACAGACAAAAUCAUGCUCUCAAACAUGAAUCCUUCUUAUCAAGAUUUUCAGUGUAGCAUAAAAGACUUUACAAUCAGUAAAUCAGACCCACAAUGGUUCAAUUACUUCCUGUGUGGCGUGAAGGGAAUACUGGAGUAUGCUAAGCCAAAUGCACUUCGGGGAAUGACCUGUAUGGUCAGUGGAAAUGUUCCGGCCAGUUCUGGACUGUCCAGUUCUAGUGCUCUAGUCUGCUGUGCUGCCCUAGCCACAAUGUACGCCCAUGGGUACUCGAUAGCCAAGGUAAAGAUAUCAAUAACCAUAGAUAUGGUUCUGGUUGCAUGA
Molecule: messenger RNA, 578 nt
Organism: Pecten maximus
Lineage: Eukaryota; Metazoa; Mollusca; Bivalvia; Pectinida; Pectinidae
Product: N-acetylgalactosamine kinase-like
Exons: 4
Coding region: 33-578 (181 amino acids)
Biological process (GO): galactose metabolic process; carbohydrate phosphorylation
Cellular component (GO): cytosol
Molecular function (GO): ATP binding; galactokinase activity
Source: RefSeq, a predicted model, not a curated record